This is a messenger RNA of Adineta steineri, 255 nucleotides long. NCBI's taxonomy places the organism in Eukaryota, Metazoa, Rotifera, Eurotatoria, Adinetida, Adinetidae. The record is from the annotation of a GenBank genome assembly.
AUGAAAGAGUUAAUGCCUGUUGAAACAUGUUUGAUAUUAAAUAUGCUUGAUAACAUCUUUGUUAAAUGUAAAACUUUUUCACAAACAGGAAUUCAACGUGGUAAUUUUAAAGAUCAUUUAAAAAGAUGUCGAAAAACAAUUAUGUGUUCAUGUUCAGUACCAGAUAUUCAAUAUCCAUGGGUUGGUCAAAAAGAUCAACUUUUUUCUUAUCUUAGUCGAUGUCUUUACGAACAGAUUCGUCCAGUUCUUAGCUAA